AUGGCAUCUUAUAAACGGGACCUUCUUUCUGGGGACCAAGCUGCCACUGCAGAGGGCAGCUCCAAGAAAAUCCCCCCGCCUGAACGGACCGCUACCUUCAACGACUACGUUCGUGUCUUUUCUUAUGCUACCAAGUGGGAUCUCAUCGUCUAUGCUUCUGGCGUGGUGGCUGCUAUCGGUUGUGGAGUCACCACGCCUAUGAUGAAGCUUUGUCGGGAAUUCACUAGUUUUACCAACAGAGAUAUCAACGAGGGCCUCGAUGGGUUCCGAGACUCUCUCGACAAGCUAUGUCUCUACAUGUUUGCCCUCUUCAUCGCCCGUUUCAGCCUGAGCGCUAUUCACAGAUUUUCAUUCCACAUGACUGGUAUUCGCAUUUCAGCCGCUAUCAGAUUUCACUAUGUUCGACACCUCUUCAACCAGACGAUUCAUGUCCUCGACUCUCUCCCACCCGGCCACGCCGUCGGCACCAUCACGUCCAGCAGCAACACCCUACAAAUUGGCAUUUCUGAGAAGCUCGUCACAUUCAUCGAAUACACCUCUCUAAUCAUCGCUUCUCUUAUCGUGACCUUGACCUGGAACUGGGAACUGGCACUCGUCACCUUGUCCGGCUUUGUUGUCAUCGUCCUGAUCGUCGGUACCUUGUUUCCCCUCACCGUCAAAGGCCAAGCUCGCCAAGCCCAGUCGGAAGGAGAGGCAGCAGGUCUCUCAAGCGAGGCUUUUGCUAGCAUUCGCAUGAUUAUGGUAUGUGGUGCGCAGCAGCAGAUGGUGGACAGAUAUGGUGCCUCAAUCGAGGAGGCCAAGAAGCACGCACGAGCUACAAGCCCACUCACGUCACUCCAAUUUGCCUUGACGUUCUUUGGUGUCUUCGCCACUGUCGCCCUCACGUUCUGGUAUGGUACUCUGAUCUUCACCAAGGGCAGACUAGAUGAUGUCGGAGUUCUCAUUGUUGUCCUGAUGAACCUUACCACCAUUUUCUUUUCCAUGGACUGUGUUUCAGCCCCCAUGCAGGCUAUAGGGAGAGCUUCCCUCGCCGCCUGCGAGUUUUUCUCCCUCAUCGACGCACCUGCACCUGAGAGAGGCUCACUUAGAGAGCCUCAGGUAUCUGCGACGGACGAUAUUAUCUUUGGCGGUGUCACCUUUGCGUACCCGAGCAGGCCCAACGUCAAGAUUCUUGAUGAGCUUGACUUGCGCAUCGAAGCUGGCAAGAUCACUGCCAUCGUGGGACCCUCGGGCUCUAGGAAAAGCACCAUCGUUGGCCUGAUUGAGCGUUGGUACUCCCUCACGCAGCAGUAUGUGAUUGCCAAGGCUAUACAGGCUGAGGAGUACAAAAAGAAGAAGGGAGACGAAGGCGAUGACUCCAGGGGUGUUGAACUUCAAGAGACUGGAGACACAGUUGAGCUGCGGGGAAGUGUCACGACCUGUGGCCAUUCUCUUGACGAGAUCGACGGGUACGAUACAAAGGUCGGUGAUGGUGGCGCUGGACUCUCCGGCGGCCAAAGUCAACGCCUCGCAAUCGCGCGAUCUAUUGCCAAGAGACCUUCCAUCCUCAUCCUCGACGAAGCAACUAGCGCAAUUGACGUACGCGGCGAGCGCAUCGUACAGGAAGCCCUCAACAAGGCUGCAAAAGGUCGAACGACCAUCAUUAUCGCCCAUCGACUCUCCACCAUCAAGAACGCCGAUCGCAUCGUGGUUCUCAAGAAGGGCAAGGUCGUUGAGUCUGGCACACACGAGAGUUUAAUCUCUGCAGAUGGUGUCUACACUGGCCUCGUCAAUGCUCAGGCUCUAUCCUCUGGGGACUGUUCGGAGGAGGACAUAUAUGAUGGGCUUGACACGGAAGACAUUGACACUCUCAGCCGCGAAAAGAGUCAUGCAGUCUCUGAAUACGGCGACCACCUGCAAUACGACAAGCACAAAAGUGGAAAGGGCCGUGAUUUCUUUGGAAGCUUUGGCCGGCUCUUCUUCGACUCCAAGACCUCCUGGGGCCUCAUGAUCUUCUCCUUCAUCGCUUCUAUGGCAGCUGGUACAGCGCAGCCCUUGUACGCCUGGAUGUUUUCCAUAUCCAUCGAUCUGUUCAAGUACCAGGAUGAUCACUCCAAGCUCAUGGACAAGGUGGACUUUCUGGGUAUUAUGUGGACUGCUUUUGCAGCUUCUGCCGCCAUCGCCUAUUACUUCACCUUCAUCUCCUCCGGCCGCGUCGCAUCCUUCAUCCGGGCAAAGUACCAGACGCAAUGCUUUUCUUCGCUCAUCUUCCAGCGAGCUGCGUACUUUGACGAAGACGGACAUUCCCAUGGCACACUAGUCUCACGCGUGAGGGACGACCCCCUGAAGCUUGAAGAGAUCAUGGGCACCAGCAUCGCCCAGGUCUGCAUCGCCGUCUUCAACGUCAUCGGCGGUCUGGUAAUGGCCCUCGUGUCAAUGGCUGCUGUUAUUCCGAUGAACGACGAGGUGUUUGCCGAGAGUUCACAAUUCGCAUCAGAGGCUAUCAACGCCUUCCGAACCGUUUCCUCAUUGACCCUAGAGGACUCUAUAUCUGCUCGCUUCGAAAACCUAUGCCACGGCCACGUCUCUUCUGCAUUCAAGAAAGCUCGCUGGGUCAGCAUUCUUCUCGGAUUCUCUGACAGCGCUACUCUAGGCUGCCAAGCUCUCAUUUUCUACUGCGGCGGUCGGCUCCUCACUCAGGGAGAGAUUGGCGUCAUGGGUUUCUUUGUGUGUCUGAUGGCCAUGAUGAAUGCCGCAAAGGGAUUUGGCCAGAGCUUGAGCUUUGGUCCCAACGCUGCCCAAGCGGCUGCUGCAUCGAACCGUAUCCUGGAGGCGAGAGAGUCUCGCUUGAUGGAGCCUGUCGGUAAAUGGGAUAUUCCUGAUGCCGAUGGUGGCAUCACGAUUGAGCUGCGGGAUGUCCGCUUGAGGUACGCUAGUCGAAAGACGCCCGUUUUGAAUGGGCUGAACACGACUAUAGAAAAGGGGAAGUUUGUUGCUUUGGUCGGUGCCUCAGGUUGUGGCAAAACAAGCAUCAUUUCUUUGCUUGAGAGAUUCUACCAGCCCGAGAAGGGCCAGAUCCUCUGCAAUGGAAAGGACAUUUCAGAUGUCAACAUCUAUACUUACCGCAAGCAUCUGUCUCUCGUUGCCCAGGAGCCCACUCUCUUCCAAGGUACACUCCGAGAUAAUAUCCUUCUUGGAAUCGACCCCAGCACCAUCACCGACGAUCAACUACACGCCGCCUACCGCGACGCUUCAAUCCACGACUUCAUCGCCUCCCUCCCCGAAGGCUACAACACCAACAUCGGCUCCCGCGGCGUCUCCCUCUCGGGUGGCCAAAAGCAACGCGUCUCCAUCGCCCGCGCCCUCAUCCGCAACCCCCAAGUCCUCCUCCUCGACGAAGCCACCAGCUCUCUAGACUCUGAGAGCGAGAGGCUCGUCCAGGCAGCCUUUGAGCGCGCGGCAAAGGGGAGGACCAUGUUUGCUGUGGCUCAUAGGCUUGCUACGGUGCAGAAUGCUGAUGUUAUCUACGUCUUUGGUGAGGGUGGUCAUGUGCUUGAAAGGGGGAGUCAUGGACAGCUCCUCAAGGAAAGAGGUGUCUAUUACCAGAUGUGCCAAAACCAGGCUCUUGACCAGUAG
Molecule: messenger RNA, 3615 nt
Organism: Fusarium keratoplasticum
Lineage: Eukaryota; Fungi; Ascomycota; Sordariomycetes; Hypocreales; Nectriaceae
Exons: 10
Coding region: 1-3615 (1204 amino acids)
Biological process (GO): transmembrane transport
Cellular component (GO): membrane
Molecular function (GO): ATP binding; ABC-type transporter activity; ATP hydrolysis activity
Source: RefSeq, a predicted model, not a curated record